Molecule: messenger RNA, 3194 nt
Organism: Cheilinus undulatus (humphead wrasse)
Lineage: Eukaryota; Metazoa; Chordata; Actinopteri; Labriformes; Labridae
Gene: zbbx
Product: zinc finger, B-box domain containing
Exons: 20
Coding region: 60-3149 (1029 amino acids)
Biological process (GO): cilium movement
Cellular component (GO): motile cilium
Molecular function (GO): zinc ion binding
Source: RefSeq, a predicted model, not a curated record
UGUGUUGGUAAAAGCAUAAUAAAAGGAAGGCAGGAGGACACCCCAAAACAAAAAGAAGCAUGAAUGGAAAUGACUUUGUGGUGAUUCAGAGCAACAAGGCAACGUCUGUCAAGCGCAAUGCCAGGAACCUGCAAGACUUGCAGAUGGAGAAGAAGACUCUGGCUCAGGAGAGCGACGGGAUGGAGGAGAAACUGCAACAGCUGAGAGAGAGGAUGAAUAAAGAGAAGGAAGAGAGAGGGAACUCUGGCAGGGCUAAAUGGAAGUCUGGACAGUGUGGCUCUUUAAACAGCAACGUCCUUACAAACAACACCGCUAAGAUUAUGGACAAAACACUCCAAAAGCUGUCAGAGGGCAAGCUGAAGGUCCGUGUGCUGAAGAAGGAACCACUCACAGUGCCCCCUCAGCCACCGCCUCCACCACCGCCCUCUACCAUCGGUCUUCAAACAACAAGAAAAAACAGGCUGAAGGGAAAAUGCUGCGGACAGUGUGAGGUCAAGACCGCCGGUCUGAUGUGUGCUGAAUGCACGGAGCACUACUGCAUUGGCUGCUUUACCAGAUUCCACCAGAAGGGGGCACUGAAGCUCCACAGGAUCAUCCCCGUUCAGAUGGACCUAAAGACUCAUGUGAGCACUCAAGAUGUUGUCAGCUUCCAGAACUCCUGUCGUGGUACCUCUACAAGCCCUAAUCCCAGUCCCAAAUCUAAACCUGGUCCAGAUCACACCUCUAGAUCUGAUGAAUUACCCACGCAAGGAGAUCAGUGCCCAGGAAAAGAAGCAGAGGCUGAGGAAAAACCUGUGCAGUCACGUCAUGAAAGCAGUCAGGUGUUGGUGAUCCAUAGAAAUGAGAAAAAGAAGGGAAUGAUGGAAGAGACACCAAAAAAUAACCAUGAGAAGGGAUUUAGCAGCUCUCUGCUGAGAGGGGAGUACAAUGAAGAGGAGUCUGCAAAAUCUUUCCAGGAGGCGCUCAGACAGUGGAGAGGAGAGAGGAGCAAGGAGGCCAUGUUUACACCGAUUCAACCAGUUUCAGUGUCAGCCAUGGCGACCCAGACCGACCUCGUUUCAGACAGAGGAGCUGAAGUACGAGGAAGAGGAGUGGGGGCAGUGAAGGUGGAGUUCACAGAAAACAGCCUGACCUACAUGGACAGAUUGCUUCUCAAGAAGCACCACAGUACACCGAUUGAAACCAGUCAUCCAUCGUGGACCUCUGGCACUGAUUUAAAAUCACUACCUGACACAGAGGAGGCGACUUCCCACAGCCUCACAGCUGAGGAGGAGGAUUUCCGGCUCUACUUUGCAUCGUUGUUUGCCGGCCCUGUCAGCAGGAGCAGGACUGAGCCUCAGACCACCACACCUGAACCCAGCCUCAUCAUAGAAAUCCUAGAUGAGAGAGACGCAGACGGAGAUGGGCUUCCUGUUCCUGAACAGAGGACAGACAAUAACAAAAAAUGUCCCUCUGGUCAGCAAAUUCUCAAUAAUGGAAGAAAAGUGUACCAAACAGCCUUAACCAGUGCAUCGUCCAGUAAAACUAAGCCAUCAGCACGCUCCACUGCUGAGACUCCAAGGGCUUCAAAGAAAUCAAUCAAGACACCAACCUCAAAGUCACAACAGCCUCAUCGCUCCCCCACUGUCCAUAAAUCAAAACCUGACUGUGGAUCACCCCAACUUUUGUCCUCUGUCUCAUUACCAAAUUGUCAAACUGCCCUUCCUAAAUCCUCUCCCUCUGCUCCGUCUGGUGUCUCUCCUUUGGCUACUGCCACACCGCCCAUCUCAGAGGAGCCUGUGUCCCAUUCUCCUUCCACGUUCAUCCCUCUUAGGUCUACAUUCACGCUGUCACCAUCAAGCUCCACUGAGUCAGCCUUGCUGCCCAAAGUUGACCAAUCAACCCCAUUACAACAAGGCUCACAAUCAUCUCUGUUACUGGAAGCUCAAUCUCCCCAGUUAUUCUCUCAACGGAUCUCAUCAGUGAGGCUUUCCCAGUCGCCCCCAAGCAAUCUGCAGUUCCAAAGGCAAUCCCAACAUUUCCUCUGUUACCCUGAGUGUCCCCUAUCGCAUAAUCAACCCCACGGUCCUCAGAAACCGAGCCAACCAGUAAGAACGCCUCCAGGUGCAGACUUGAGACAUAGUUCAACUCCAACAAACAAGGGGGCUCCAGUUUUAACGCCCUUUACCUUUAUCGAUGGAUAUCAUAACUACCCUGCAUCACAGCAGGAUACUCGCUUUUUCCCAUCAGUUCCACCUUGCCACUAUGUCAGCCAGGAUUCUCCUUCAGCGUUGGAAACAGAACCAUCAACAGAUAGCGAAGGGGAAAUGUCCAGUGAUAGCCUUGGUCUGGCUCCUCAUGAGGAAGACUCUUCAGACGAUGAAACACAGAUAUCGAGACGUCUGAUGAGAGGGGCAGCCAGAGAAGAAGAGCGAGGAGAUCCUGCCAUAUCUCAUCCUGAUGAUUCCCUUGUUGCUGCAGGAAGAGAAAAAGAAUUGCAGACUGAUGGGCGAAGGAAGCUGUCAGAACCAGCCAUGGUAAUUCACAGGCAGAGUGUUGGGUCUGGAUCAGAGCGGUCCUGUGAUCUGGAUGAGUUUUUGCCUCUGGGUUUGGACUUAUAUUCUGGUCACUCCAACACAGUAGAGAACACACCCGCUGACUCACUGCACAAAAGCCGAACUUCGCCGAAUGAGUCAGAGCUUACAGGGUCAGAUGAUUUUGAGACAAGAAUCAGCCUCUCUCCACUCACUGAGGAACACCUGGCUAUCAGCUUGAUGAAGGACAAUCACAAACAGCCAACAGGAAUUAAAAUCCACUCAACCACACCCACCGUAAAAGCAGAAAUAUCAGUACCAGGAACAUCUGGUAACUCAUUGUGUCCGUUGUCCCAGGCAGCCAAGGAGAUCCUGGAGAUCUGUAAUGUGGAUGAGGCAGGCUGUGAGGACCCCGACUUAGAUGCUGAAACAACUCUGUACACAAUACGUGAUCUGGAGCAGGAACUCAGACUCAUGACCAUUGGAAAUCAGAACUCAGUUUUUGGUGCAGUGAAGAGUGGAAGUCAAGGACAACAUGGAAGUCAUCGUUUCACACGGAGCAGAGUCAGCGAGGAACAAAAGGAUGAGGAGGCGGCAGCAGAGAGAGACCGGCAGAGCGUCCUCUUACUACCCUGAGAUACUCACACAUUCACAUAAAUACUCUUUAUUGUUCAAAUAAUG